Molecule: messenger RNA, 1458 nt
Organism: Exophiala oligosperma
Lineage: Eukaryota; Fungi; Ascomycota; Eurotiomycetes; Chaetothyriales; Herpotrichiellaceae
Exons: 1
Coding region: 1-1458 (485 amino acids)
Source: RefSeq, a predicted model, not a curated record
AUGGGUUCAGAUACCAAAGCGCUUACUCUGCAAGAGUCGACUGCGAUCGACGGACGAGGUCGAGAACGCGAGAGUUUGUCGAGCCCCUCUGCAAGGGAUGGGGAAACAGUUCGCCCAUCAAAACGAAAGCUGGUCGAUAUUGAACACUCUGAUGAGAGCAGCCACAACGCGAGACGUGGCAAAGCGUUCUCAAGAGUCAACGAUGCGUCUAUCACACGAUCGUUUGGUUCAAAGGACGGCUUCAACGAAAACACGGUCUCCUAUUUGCGUCAGCACCCUAGCAGAACCAUACAAACGGGGCAAUCUGCUAUACUCAUCUUCGCUGAUAGACCGAGACCGCAUACCAGCCCCGUGGCUGGAAGUAUAAGUCGACCAGUGUCUGCUAUCAACAGCUUUCAAAACCAUAUCAGGGCCUUUGAACCUCCGCCCGUCUUUCGCCCUCCCUCGAGAAAUCAUAGAACUCGAUAUUCGCCCAUCAGCCAGUCGACAAUCAUAACUCCGCCCACAGGUCGACAACGUCGUCCUCUUUCUGACUUGUCGGCCGGAUCACCUCAACGUGGACGUGACGGGCUCCCCGUCAAGCUGACUCGAACUCCCUCGGACAAGGAGAAUCCUGAAAAGUUACCGUCCUCCGGUAAGCACUCGGCAGGCGACAUGACAGUUGAUGGUGCAGUGGAGAACAGCCUCAAUCACAACCGCGUUGCCGGGGCUGCGUCGAAGAAGGCUGGCAGUUCCCGUGCAGUUGAACAGCUUCUAGAUCCCGCACCACAACGGGAAUUCGAUAAAGAGCCCGCGAGCCAGAUUCAGCCCUCUCCUCGGAUCCCCCAGCUUAGCAUCAAGGAUUUCGCUCGUUACACUCUAUGUUCUCACUGGCCAUCCGUUCAAAAGGAGCACGCUUUCCAAAAUGGCUUUAUUCCACGGCCAGCCAGUCAAAGCGAGCUCUUGAUGGGCCGCUAUGUACUCGUUCGUUUACUUGACUGCUCGGAACCAGAAGACAUCGCGAAAGAGAUCUACCAAGUUGCCCAGACGGUCUCUGUGCUACGGUCGCGGUUGAUGCGUGGGUCGGGCAGACCAGGAAGUCAACCCAAGAUUUCUUCUUGUUCUCGGGAGAAGAUUGAGCAGAAACUUGUCAUCUUCUACGGCAUGCAAGCUCUGCCUUUGAUGCCUACAGAGAAUCAUCCUUGCAAAUGUGAUGAUGAUUCGCAACUGUGUGAAUUUUGUUUGCGACUGGUUGACUCACCACUACGUUACCACUUCAAGGGCGCGGUGCUCUUUUCGACUGGCGGGAGAUUCUGUCCUCCAGAGAUUUUGCAUAGUUCUAGAGAGGGUUCCGGCACUACAAGACCAAGCUUAUACGACAAUGGCAGAAAGGACAAACUCGUGGCAGAUGUCAUUACGAAUUGGCGGCAGGCUACGAGUCUCUUACGAAGCUUGCAUUGUGAUGAUGGCGUGGUGUGA